AUGACUGGACGUGCUGACGGAGGCUGCGGAGGAUUCUCUGAGAUCAAGGUUCAAACUAUCAACCUGCAACAGGUGCAAAACCAGACCCGCCACAAGACCGACGGUCUGAGUUCCAGCACUCUGGUUCUGCGGAGAGGACAGGCCUUUACAGUGACAAUCAACUAUGAUGGACGACCAUUUGAUCCACUGAAGGAAAAACUGAUCUUCCGAAUUGUUUUAGGUCCGGUGUAUGUGGAGGUUCCGGUCUCUGUGUCCGGACAGCCCUCUCUGACUCAGUGGACCGCGGUUCUGGAGAGGUGCGUACUGAACCCAACUGGACCCCGUGCAUUUUCAGUAUCACUGUCCAGCCCUGCGUCUGCUUCUAUUGGCGCAUACACGCUUCAGAUGAGAAUCAAGACCCGCCUGAGUGUGAAAACACACUUUCUCUGCCAGUUCACGCUCCUCUGCAACCCCUGGUGCCCAGCUGAUUCAGUGUUCCUGCAGUCGGAGGAUCUGAGGACUGAAUAUGUCAGGAGUGAUAUCGGCCUGCUGUUUAAAGGCAGCCCACGUAACAUCGUCCCCAAUCCCUGGUCGUUUGAUCAGUAUGAAAAAGGGAUACUGGACAUCUGCAUGCAAUUGCUGCAGCUGAGUCCUCAACAUCAAGCGGAUAUAGGUAAAGAUCUGCAGAACCGCAACAAUCCGGUUUACAUCAGCCGCGUGAUCUCAGCGAUGGUGAACUCUAAUGAUGAUAAAGGAGUGUUAAUGGGAAACUGGUCAAAUGACUACAGCGGUGGUGUCAGCCCUUCACAGUGGUCCGGCAGCGCAGAUAUUCUCAGGAAGUGGGCAGAAACACAAUUCAAUCCUGUGAAAUACGGACAGUGCUGGGUGUUUGCUGCUGUCAUGUGUACAGUAAUGAGAGCCCUUGGCAUUCCGACUCGAGUCGUCACCAACUUCAACUCCGCUCACGACACAGAUGGAAAUAUGGUGAUCGAGGAAUAUUACGAUGAGAUGGGGAAAAAGCUGUCCUUCAGCAGGGAUAGCAUCUGGAACUUCCACGUGUGGGUGGAGAGUUGGAUGAAGAGGCCUGAUCUGGGUCGAGGUUAUGACGGAUGGCAGGUUCUCGACCCCACGCCACAAGAGAAGAGCACAGGAAUGUUCCGCUGUGGCCCUGCUGCUGUUAAAGCCAUUUAUGAGCGGAAGGUGGAUGCACAGUACGAUGUGCCGUUCGUUUACGCAGAAGUGAACGCGGAUGUGCGUACAAUGAUCGUCAGAAAUGGGAUGGUAUUAUCAACCAGCAUCGAUAAACGCAGAGUUGGAACCCUGAUCUCCACCAAACACCCAGGAUCCAUGCGUAUGCAGGACAUCACGUCUGAAUACAAAACUGAGGAGGUUCAGCUUCUGAAACCCCCUGUAGUCGGAGAAAACAUUUCUUUCAUCGUCAUAAUCACUAACAAUGAGGCCGCUCCGAAACUUCUGAGAAAACAUGUGAACGCUCAGAACAAGGAGUACAACCGCAAUCCCACUGGAACCUUCUGGGAGGCUCAUGACGACGUGAAGAUGGGCCCGAAUGAAACUGUGACUAUACAACAUGAGAUCUCCUUCAACGACUACAUGCUGACGGAGGCUGCGGAGGAUUCUCUGGUUAACCUGGCUGUGGUUAUUGAGGAUGUGAAGUCUCAGGAGAGAGUGCUGGCUUCAGAGGAGUUCAACAUCCGCAGCCCUUCCCUCAAUAUACAGAUUCAAAAUGAGUUCUCGGUCAUCAUUAACACGCCACAAGUGGCCACGGUGAUCUUCACGAACCCGUUCAGUGUUGCAGUGAGCGGAGAACUGACCGUAUCCGGUUCAGGACUCUUGGAGGAGAAAGCUCAAAUGAGGCUUACGAUUCAGCCUCGAGAAACUAUGAAAAAGCCCGUCAAUUUCACUCCGAGGAUGGUGGGUGCCAAGAUGCUUUCUGCUAGCUUAGUGUUGGAGAAUCCUCCCACCGUCCUGCACGGAUUCAAGACCAUCAAUGUUCAAGCAUCUUAGAGUCACACACCUUUAGAAAUGAUUGUGAAC
Messenger RNA from Sinocyclocheilus rhinocerous, 2034 nucleotides. Its product is annotated as protein-glutamine gamma-glutamyltransferase 5-like. Gene Ontology annotation, molecular function: protein-glutamine gamma-glutamyltransferase activity. The record is from RefSeq and is a predicted model, not a curated record. Gene Ontology annotation, biological process: peptide cross-linking. Gene Ontology annotation, cellular component: mitochondrion. The transcript is spliced from 13 exons. Lineage: Eukaryota; Metazoa; Chordata; Actinopteri; Cypriniformes; Cyprinidae. The coding region runs from base 1 to 2004 and encodes 667 amino acids.